Molecule: messenger RNA, 579 nt
Organism: Knipowitschia caucasica
Lineage: Eukaryota; Metazoa; Chordata; Actinopteri; Gobiiformes; Gobiidae
Source: the annotation of a GenBank genome assembly
AUGGACUUCACUGCACUCAUCAUAGAUUCCGAGAUGAUCCCACACAUGUUUUUCAGUGCGUGGUCCGGAUCGGGGCCGUGUGCAGAGGCCACGGCUGUAAUGAGAUCCGACGCCUUUCGAGCCGCUGCCUUCGAGACAAAUUGCUCGGUCUUUGUCACGAGCAGUGGGAUCCUCGCCGUGAUCACAGACCUCCACACAUGUGCAGUGAUGCAGACUCCGGUCCAGUCUCUGCUUUCCCACUACCUCCCCUCUCCUCCCCUCUCCUCCCCUGCUCUCUCCUCGGCACUGCAAGGCCAAUUAGAGGGCUCUCCUUCAGAGGCGGUCUCCACGAAGCAGUUUUGGGUCUCUGGUGCGGGUGUCAAGCGUAGAGCAGGCCCUCCCCUCCUGUACGCUUUAGCCGGACGUCCCGAUCCGACAGCGCUGCUCCUCUUUAACAACGUUCCCCUCAGUGCGGACGCGUUGCCCACGGUCCCAGCUCUGACAGCAGCAGCGCUAAUGAGCCAGUUCCAGCUCCUCUCGGCUUCCUGUCAGGCUGUUGGCACGGCCGGGAUACAUGACUGCACUGGUCAAGUCAUGUGA